AGUAGAGGAUCACUAUAUAACCCGCCGUACAAGAAAAGAAAGGAACUGCUCAGAAGCCUCCGGAAAGGGAUGAGCAACUUCGGCAACGGCAAAGGGAAGCCAGUUACCGGAGACGACGACGACGACGAAGAUGAAGGAAACGAGAGAGACCUCGAAGCAUGGGAGAGAGCAUACGCAGACGAGAGGUCCUGGGAAUCAUUACAAGAAGAUGAAUCUGGACUCCUCCGGCCAAUCGAUAACCAAGCUUUACAUCACGCUCAGUAUCGCCGCCGUCUCCGGUCACUCUCCUCGGCUUCCGCCACCUCACGUAUUCAAAAAGGCCUCAUUCGAUAUCUCUACCUGGUCAUCGAUCUCUCUCGGGCAGCUGGAGAGAUGGAUUUACGACCAAGUAGAAUGGUGGUGGUUGCUAAACAAGUAGAAGCUUUCAUAAGGGAAUUCUUUGAUCAAAAUCCAUUAAGUCAAAUUGGCUUAAUAUCUAUAAGAAAUGGAGUUGCUCAAUGUUUAACUGACCUAGGUGGAAGCCCUGAGUCUCAUAUAAAGGUCUUAAUGGGAAAACUCGAGUGUGCAGGUGAAGCUUCUCUACAGAAUGCUUUGGAACUUGUACAUGAACAGCUUGAUCAAAUCCCAUCAUAUGGUCAUCGUGAAGUUAUCAUUUUAUAUUCAGCUCUAAGUACUUGUGAUCCAGGAGAUGUAAUGGAGACUAUUCAGAAAUGUAAAAACUCCAAGAUUAGGUGUUCAGUUAUUGGUCUCUCUGCAGAACUUUAUAUAUGCAAGUAUUUAUGCCAAGAAACUGGAGGGUUAUAUUCUGUUGCUUUAGAUGAGGCACAUUUAAAAGAGCUAAUUCUAGAGCAUGCACCACCACCUCCCGCCAUAGCUGAAUUUGCUAUAGCCAAUUUAAUAAAAAUGGGAUUCCCACAAAGGGCAGCAGAAGGUGUUAUCUCCAUAUGUUCAUGUCAUAAAGAAGCUAAAUUUGGUGGAGGGUAUACUUGUCCAAGGUGUAAAGCUCGUGUUUGUGAGUUGCCUACUGAAUGUCGUAUUUGUGGGUUAACCCUUGUUUCAUCUCCUCAUUUAGCAAGAUCUUAUCACCAUUUAUUUCCGGUUACGCCCUUUGAUGACGUGGCACCUUUGUUUGUACCCAAUCAUCGUAGGCCAAAAACUUGUUUUGGUUGCCAGCAAAGUCUUUUGAAUCCUGGGAACAUUCCGGGCAGAUGUGUGACCUGCCCGAAAUGCAAACAGUUCUUUUGUCUUGACUGUGACAUAUAUAUUCAUGAGAGUUUGCACAACUGCCCGGGUUGUGAGGGCUUAAGAGACUCCAAGUCACUUUCUUAGUUCUUUUUUUUUGAGACAUUUUUACCCUUAGAAGCCCACAAAGAGAGAGAUAAAAUUGUCAUGUUUAUUGGAGGGCAAAAGGGGGCAUCAAACUUGUGUUUCUAUAUAUCAUGUAACUUUGAAGCAUGGUUUUUAGAUAGGAUUUUAUCUAUAUUGUGUACCCUUUAGCUUAAAAAAAAUAUGAUUUUUGAUAGGAUUUUAUUUUUUUGUUUAAUCUUAUUUGGCUGAGAGAUGUUGCCAAGUUCAUAUAGAUAUAUGGUUUCUUUUUGACUGAA
Messenger RNA from Lactuca sativa (garden lettuce), 1604 nucleotides. RefSeq names its product general transcription factor II H2 (gene GTF2H2). Gene Ontology annotation, molecular function: zinc ion binding. Gene Ontology annotation, cellular component: transcription factor TFIIH core complex; transcription factor TFIIH holo complex. Gene Ontology annotation, biological process: nucleotide-excision repair; regulation of transcription by RNA polymerase II; DNA-templated transcription. NCBI's taxonomy places the organism in Eukaryota, Viridiplantae, Streptophyta, Magnoliopsida, Asterales, Asteraceae. The record is from RefSeq and is a predicted model, not a curated record.